Humulus lupulus (European hop) is the source of this 1170-nucleotide messenger RNA. RefSeq lists its product as uncharacterized. Bases 1 to 1170 code for a protein of 389 amino acids. Lineage: Eukaryota; Viridiplantae; Streptophyta; Magnoliopsida; Rosales; Cannabaceae. The record is from RefSeq and is a predicted model, not a curated record. The transcript has 3 exons.
AUGCCUCAACAACCAAUGAAUCAAGCCUCUUCAUCACAACAUCCUAGGCCACUAGCUCCACCAGACAGACCUAAUGAAUUACAAGUUGCGUUAUUGACUCUUACCAACACUCAAACUCAAUUUAUGACUGAGACCAGAUCUUCUAUCAAAAAUCUUGAAACACAAUCUAGUGUAAAACAAUCAGUGGUUCAGAAUGAAGAUUUGGGUGAAAAGUCUGAUACAGUUGAGCAAGGGGUUAUUAAAGAUCACAAGAGCACAGAGAAGAUUCCUCUAGUUGUUGUUGACCAGCCAGCCCGAGUUCCGUAUCCUCAGAGGCUUAGAAAAACUACUAUUGAUAAACAAUUUUCUAAGUUUUUAGAGGUGUUCAAAAAGCCGCACAUCAAUAUUCCUUUUGUUGAGGCUUUGGAGAAAAUGCCCAGUUAUGUAAAGUUCAUGAAAGAGAUUCUGUAUAAGAAAAGAAAGAUGGAAGACUAUGAAACGGUGGCGGUCACUGAAGAAUGUAGUGCAAUAUUGCAAAGGAAGUUGCCCCAAAAGUUGAGAGAUCCGGGGAGCUUUACUAUACCUUGCACAAUUGGAAAAUUUGAGUGUAAGCAUGCCUUGUGUGAUUUGGGGGCGAGAAUUAAUCUGAUGCCCUUAUUUGUGUUCAGAAGACUUGGUUUGGGUGAAGCAAGACCAACAACAGUUACUCUACAAUUGGCAGAUCGAUCGGUGAAGCAUCCACAGGGUAUCAUUGAAGAUGUCCUUGUGAAGGAGGAUACAGACGUGCCUAUAAUUCUUGGAAGACCAUUCCUAGCCACGGGCCAAGCUCUCAUUGAUGUUCAGAAAGGUGAAUUGAAGCUUCGAGUUCAAGGAGAUGAGGUGGUAUUCAAUGUCUUCAAUGCAAUGGUGUAUUCAAGGGCUAGUGAAAGUUGUUAUAGUGUGAAUGUGAUAGAUAAAGCAGUCUCGAAAAGAAGGGUGAGUAGUGAUGCCUUAGAGGCGAUGUUGAUAGGUGGUGAGGAAGAUGAUGAUGAUGUCGAGAUGAGAGAAUAUGUAAAUUGGAUUAACUCUUACCAACCGUACAGGAAGAAGUUUGAAGAUUUGGCGAAGGGACCCAAACGACCAUUAACAUCUAUUCAGCAGCCACCACAAUUGGAAUUGAAGGCUCUUCCUGUGUUACGCAUACUUGGGUGA